UCUUUAUUCACUGAAAUUACCACUAAAAAGCGGGAAAUCUUGAACUCUUACAAAAUUGAUAAAGGAUUUAAAAAAACUGCUACUGAGGAUAAUCGCCGUGACGUUUUUGAACUUAUCAAGAUUGAAAAGUUAUUAUUAGAAAUUAGAUAUUUAGAAAAUGAUGGUGAUACUACUAAAGUCAGUUCCGGGAGAUCAGAAAAUACUAGAUUAAUUUAA
This is a messenger RNA of Funneliformis mosseae, 216 nucleotides long. The record is from the annotation of a GenBank genome assembly. NCBI's taxonomy places the organism in Eukaryota, Fungi, Glomeromycota, Glomeromycetes, Glomerales, Glomeraceae.